AUGACACCGUUACCAUCUGUAGCAGAGUUAAUGACUUCAACCCAAGUGUUUCAAAACACUAGACGGUCACCACCAACUAAUCAGGGUCCAUUACCAGGAAUCAUAACUUCAAGCACAUCACCCCGUUCACCAGAACAACAACUUAAACCAGAACAAGUACCAUCCACAGCAACAACUUCACCUUCAUCAUUUUCAAAUUAUUCAUCGUUACCCCCUCCAGUUCGUAGAUUAACGGAGUCAUCUAUAUAUGCCACUGGUGGUGCUGGUUCAUCAUCGUCGACAUCCAUGAAUCCAUCUUCAUCUUCAGAAUCAAAGCUUGCGCCUCCAUACAUAUUAGCUCCACAACCUCCACAACACCAACAGCAACCAGCUGUUGUUCCUGCUAUAAACAAACAAAUGCCCAAUUAUACAGUCUAUAACCGUGAAGCAAUAUCGCCAAUAUCGCAUCAAGGGUAUCAACCCGGUCCACCACCAGGAGCACAAGCAAUGGGAGUUCCACCACCUCCACCUCCACCAGGCAUGUUUCCACAAUAUUACUACUAUCCUCCACCACCACCACCUCCAGGAUCUAUCUCAGGACAACCAAUGGAUCCAUAUUAUGCCGCGGGGCCACCAACACAACAAGCACGCGGUGUCCCCCCUCAACCUCAAUACAUGACCGGUCCGCCACCACCACAACCUCAACAACACCCUGGACCACCACCACCCCAUGGCCACCUCCCACCGGGCUAUUAUGUGCCUGCACCUGGUGCAUAUCUCCAAAACUACCCACCACAAGCAUAUGAAGAAAACAACGCGUUAAUGAACAAAAGAAGGAUCAUCAAAAGAAGAACCCGGACUGGCUGUUUGACGUGUCGUAAAAGAAGGAUAAAAUGUGAUGAAAGGAAACCUACAUGUUUCAAUUGUGAGAGGUCAAAGAAGGUUUGUUUAGGAUAUGAGAAUUUACAUAAUUUACAACCAAGGAGGCGAAAUCGGGAUACUAGUUUAGAUUUGAAGGAUGGGGUGAAGAUGGAACUGGAACCUAGUGGAUCUUCGGGGGAUGGGGGACAUGAAGAAGACCAACAUAAGAGGCAGAAUAACAAUGGUAAUGGUGGUGUGGCUGGUGGUUUGACGCUACCUCCCCCUAUUCCAAGCUAUUUUCCUGCAAACAAUAAAAUGUCAGUACAUGAUUUAAUCAAGUAG
Hemisphaericaspora subhashii is the source of this 1182-nucleotide messenger RNA. RefSeq names its product Zn(II)2Cys6 transcription factor WOR2 (gene WOR2). The transcript has a single exon. Gene Ontology annotation, molecular function: zinc ion binding; DNA-binding transcription factor activity, RNA polymerase II-specific. Bases 1 to 1182 code for a protein of 393 amino acids. Gene Ontology annotation, biological process: regulation of DNA-templated transcription. The record is from RefSeq and is a predicted model, not a curated record. NCBI's taxonomy places the organism in Eukaryota, Fungi, Ascomycota, Pichiomycetes, Serinales, Debaryomycetaceae.